Molecule: messenger RNA, 1023 nt
Organism: Acaulospora morrowiae
Lineage: Eukaryota; Fungi; Glomeromycota; Glomeromycetes; Diversisporales; Acaulosporaceae
Source: the annotation of a GenBank genome assembly
AUGAAAAUUGAAACAUCACUUUUUCCACCCCGCACAAGCUCUCAAGAUCUUGAAGGGUCGAGUGCGUUCACCGCAAACGUCCCUUCAUAUUCCACCUCGAUAGUACCAGAUUGUCUAACACAUCAAAAAUCCACUUUUCACACUCGCGCAAAUGCUCCUUCGACAAUACCCUUGGUGUCUCCGGGUAUCUCUUUGAUGCCAACAACAAUUCCGUUAUCGACAAAGACGUCUGAUACACCGAAUUACUGGUCAAGUUCGUCCGACGACAAAGUAAUUUUUCCCGGUGACUGUGACUCCUCUCGAAUUGAGUUCGAGGAUGUGAACGGUGAAAAAACAACAUCCGGGUUCGAUACCGAGAUUAUCACGUUGACAGAGUCCCACCCAAGAGAAAGGCAACAAUCAAUUGCUAGUGAUGUAACGUUGGUAGAACAGAUUGACAUCGACGACUUCAAUAUUCACACAAGUUAUGACGAGGCAAUUAAGGAAAAUGAAGUUUUCCAAUAUUCUCACCGUUCGAAUUCACGGAAAAAGACAAAUCAUCUGAAGGAACGUUCAAUCACGUCGGCAAAUAUUGAUUACACAACUCCAUUUAUUCUACCUCCGGGAGCAUUAUCGGGUCCUCCAAUAUUAUUGUUCGAGGAAAAUCCAAUGUUAAAAUUUGCAUUAAAGUCGAAGGAUCCGAUGGUAAAAUAUUUGAAUAGAGCAUUAAUAGAAAUAAUUAACCAGGCGUUUGAGAAUGACAACACUUGGACAAUAAGAAGAAUAGAGUGGAUAAAGACAAUUGAAACAACAAAAAAAGAAUUGGAAAUGCAUAAACAGGAUAAAAUAACAUCAAGGCAACAAAUCAAAUCAUUGACAUUGGCAUGUGAAAUCAUUAAGGAAGAAGUUGAAAGAGUUAGACAGGAAAAUUUUAAAAUAAAAAAAGAAUUGAUGGAGACUCAGGAUAAAAUUCAGGUGCUGGAAAAGGAAAAAACUCUAAAUCAGGAAAAAGUGAUGUGGAACAACAUCAAAACAGGUAGAUGA